Messenger RNA from Morus notabilis, 1833 nucleotides. Its product is annotated as elongation factor 1-alpha. Gene Ontology annotation, molecular function: GTP binding; GTPase activity; translation elongation factor activity. The record is from RefSeq and is a predicted model, not a curated record. Gene Ontology annotation, biological process: translational elongation; translation. NCBI's taxonomy places the organism in Eukaryota, Viridiplantae, Streptophyta, Magnoliopsida, Rosales, Moraceae. The transcript is spliced from 3 exons. Bases 110 to 1459 code for a protein of 449 amino acids.
CACCUUCACAAACACUAUCGCUUACUCUGUCCUCUCGCUGCUCUAGGGUUUUAUAUUAUCUCUCUGCGAAGCCGCCGAAUUCUCUCUCUUUCGAGGUUUUUGAUUCAUCAUGGGCAAGGAAAAGGUCCACAUCAACAUUGUGGUCAUUGGCCACGUCGACUCUGGAAAGUCGACCACCACCGGUCACCUGAUCUACAAGCUUGGAGGUAUUGACAAGCGUGUGAUUGAGAGGUUUGAGAAGGAAGCUGCUGAGAUGAACAAGCGUUCAUUCAAAUACGCCUGGGUGCUUGACAAGCUCAAGGCCGAGCGUGAGCGUGGUAUCACCAUUGACAUUGCCCUGUGGAAGUUCGAGACCACCAAGUACUACUGCACUGUCAUUGAUGCUCCUGGCCAUCGUGACUUUAUCAAGAAUAUGAUUACUGGAACCUCACAGGCUGACUGUGCCGUUCUCAUCAUUGACUCAACCACUGGUGGUUUUGAAGCCGGUAUUUCCAAAGACGGCCAGACCCGUGAGCAUGCUCUCCUUGCUUUCACCCUUGGUGUCAAGCAGAUGAUCUGUUGCUGUAACAAGAUGGAUGCCACCACUCCCAAAUACUCAAAGGCUAGGUACGAUGAAAUUGUGAAGGAAGUCUCAUCUUACUUGAAGAAGGUCGGAUACAACCCUGACAAAAUCCCAUUCGUUCCCAUCUCUGGUUUCGAAGGUGACAACAUGAUUGAGAGAUCCACCAACCUCGACUGGUACAAGGGUCCCACCCUCCUCGAUGCUCUUGACCAGAUUCUGGAGCCCAAAAGACCAACAGACAAGCCUCUCCGUCUCCCACUCCAGGAUGUUUACAAGAUCGGUGGUAUUGGAACUGUCCCAGUGGGUCGUGUUGAGACUGGUGUCCUCAAGCCCGGUAUGGUUGUGACCUUCGGACCAACUGGACUAACCACUGAAGUUAAGUCUGUUGAGAUGCACCACGAGGCUCUCCAGGAGGCUCUCCCGGGUGACAACGUUGGGUUCAACGUUAAGAAUGUGGCCGUCAAGGAUCUUAAGCGUGGUUACGUCGCCUCCAACUCCAAGGAUGACCCUACCAAGGAGGCUGCCAACUUUACAUCCCAGGUUAUCAUCAUGAACCACCCUGGCCAGAUUGGCAAUGGCUAUGCCCCAGUUCUUGACUGCCACACCUGCCACAUUGCUGUCAAGUUCGCUGAGCUUCUUACCAAGAUUGACCGUAGGUCUGGAAAGGAGCUCGAGAAGGAGCCCAAGUUCUUGAAGAACGGUGAUGCCGGUAUGGUGAAGAUGAUUCCCACUAAGCCCAUGGUGGUGGAGACCUUCUCCGAGUACCCCCCACUUGGUCGUUUUGCCGUGCGUGACAUGCGUCAGACUGUUGCUGUUGGUGUCAUAAAGAGCGUUGAGAAGAAGGACCCAAGUGGAGCUAAGGUCACCAAGUCCGCUGCCAAGAAGGGAGGGAAGUGACUGGCUUUUGGCACCGAGAUUUUCGUCUUGAUUGGUGCAAUAUGGAACUACUGGUUAUGCUUUUACUGUCGUCGUCCUAAAGACUUUGCUUAUUUGGAUUGUGUGGUACUAUUGAGCUUUUUAGUCAGUUUUGUUUUGAGUCGCGACUUUUCUCGUUCUAGUUCCAUGUGGUCGCUGUCCUUCCCUUGCGCUCAGAAUUGGGUGCUUGACAGGCGGUGGCCGCAUUUCUUGAGUCGGUGGCACUUUCUUUUAUGAAGGGGUGAACAGUUUUCUAUUAGCUCUUCUGAUAUUUGCUUUCGUUGAACUCAUAUUAAAGUUUUGGUGCUACUUUAUUAGAUUUACAUUUUGUUAUAAAAUCUUUUUUGUCGGUUUAA